UAUAGAGGUGAUGCGGGUUACAUCUGCUGCGAGUGUAUACAUUACAAUCCUAAUUUUCUGGGUUUAGUGUAGUUAAUCGAUUAGCAUAGCUAAAUCAUGACUCGUGAUCAUGUGCAAAUUCCAAUCGACCCAGAUGAUGCAAACUGGAGGGGAAGAUGCAACAGGAGGAUGAAGGAGCUGAAGAAUAAGCAAUUCCCAAGUGAUGAUGCAGCCUCAUCGGGACUAAUGCAUAAGGAACUUAUUGGGGAGAAAAACGUGAUGAUUCCUGAGUUGUACAAAGGUGUUGAAAAAGAAAAGGUGGAUGAGUUUGUGGAUGUGUUGGAACAAGUUUGUGUGCAAAGGAAACUAGCUUUGUGCGAUGUUUUUGAUCAAGUGACACGUGCAGGUGAUUCAAUGCUUCACAUGGCAGUGCGUUUGGGGAAAGAGAAGAUUGUGGAGCUGAUUUCUCGUCACUUUCCUAAGCUUCUUAUUAGGAGAAACGUGAGAGGGGACACUCCACUUCAUGUUGCUGUGAGGUUCAAGCACUGUGGCAUAGUCAAGCUCAUUCUCUCACAAUAUGGCACAGAGAAGGCAAAACAUGAUGGCAUGAAGGAUAUAACAAGAGAGAAAAAUGAACAUGGGGACACCCCUUUGCACGAGGCUGUGAAUAGUAAGGAUUUUGGUGUGGUUAAAGUGAUUUUUGAUGCAGAUAAGGAUGUGGUCCAUUGUUUGAACAAGUCAAAGCGAUCACCACUGUUUUUGGCAGUUGUGAAUGGGAAUAAAGACAUUCUGAAUCUUCUAUUGAAAAUUCCAUUCCCUGCAGAUAAACGGCUUCCACAGCACUUUGGAAACUCUCCACUCCAUGCAGCAAUACUGGAACGGAAUCCUGAUCUAAUAGAAGAGAUACUAAAGGAAAGACCAGAGCUAGUGUAUUUAAGGGAUGAACAUGGAGGUACUCCACUUCAUUAUGCAGCUUAUGUUGGUUAUGAUGAAGGAUUUCAUAUACUGUUACAAAAUUCGAAAUCAGAUCAAACUGCCUUAGAAGGGAACAAGAAAGGUCAUCUUCCUAUUCACCUUGCAUGCAAAAAGGGUCAUAUUAAGGUGGUAAAAAAAUUCCUUCAACAUGAAUGGCCUAUUAAACUUCACCUUCUCCUCAAUCAAAAGGGUCAGAACCUUCUUCAUGUUGCGGCCAAAAAUGGAAGAAGUAAUGUGGUACAAUACCUUUUGAAAAAUCCGAAGAUUAAUGACGUUACUAUAAACCAAACAGACAAUGAUGGAAACACUCCACUGCAUUUGGCUUCAAUGAAUUUAUUCCCUAGAGUUGUGUACUUUAUGACCGGAGAUAAGAGGACAAAAGUGGAUCUCUUGAAUAACAAGGGUUUAAGGGCUCAAGAUAUCGUUCGUCUGGCUGGGAAAAAUCAAAGGUCGAUUCGACAGUUCCUUGCUAAUCUAGUAUUUAAAGAAGCUGGCGUCCCCUUGAAGGUGAAUGAUGUGUUAUAUUCUCAUCACCAACCAUCACCAAAACCAGAAAUGAGUUUAAAAGAUCUCCUAAACACAUUUUUAGUGGUGGCCACAUUGAUGGUCACUGUGACUUUUGCUGCUGCUUUCACUGUGCCAGGAGGUGUAUAUGGUUCUGAUGAUCCAGACCCAGAAAAGAGAGGGAUGGCAGUUUUGGCUCAUAAACCAUUUUUUUGGGUAUUCACCACCUUCAACGUGAUAGCUAUGUAUAGCUCCGUAAUUGCAUGUGGACUUAUGUUGAUGGCAAUGAUUUUUGAUCGUAAAUUGGCAACACGAGUAACUAUUCUUGCAAUGUUGUGCUUGGUUAUUGCCUUUUUAACAGUACCUGUAGCAUUUAUGGCUGCUGUACGUUUAGUUGUGGCCAAUGACUCUGCACUUGCCCUUCUUAUAACUAUCAUCGGAGGUUUGUACACUUUUCUCAUCUUGUUGGCUUUGCUCUCGGGAUUUUUUCCCGUUGGAAUUGGCCUUAAGAUUCCUCUAUUGCGUCAUGCUGGUAGACUCGUUCUCUGGAUUUUAAUCACAAAAUUAAUAGAUUAUGAUGAUAAGCCUCAGAAAGAGGACAAGACAAGGAUGGUUAAUUAGAGGAGCAUACAUGUGUAAUAAGGAGAUUGAACCAUGUAUUGGUGUAUAUUGUACUGCUUUCAUCGGAUAAAAUGAGAAUGA
Molecule: messenger RNA, 2160 nt
Organism: Cajanus cajan (pigeon pea)
Lineage: Eukaryota; Viridiplantae; Streptophyta; Magnoliopsida; Fabales; Fabaceae
Product: protein ACCELERATED CELL DEATH 6
Cellular component (GO): plasma membrane
Molecular function (GO): protein binding
Source: RefSeq, a predicted model, not a curated record